AUGCGCCACACAGACACGGCUACUCGACACGGCACAGAAGGAGGGCCUGAAAGAGAAGUGAGUGUCUCACAGACUGUGGAGCAGUAUCAGUGGGCCAGUGGCUGCUUGGCCGUUUGUGAGACGCACCACUGGGCUGUCUCUAUUUGGGCUCUUGCGUUUGCGUAUAUGAAGCCUGGGAUGUGGUUGGAUGAGAUUCUCAUUGAGUUUGGAAGUGGUCCUGAGCGCGUGACUUGGAGGGUUGUGCAAGGUGGGAUGGGCAGUUUGGCGGCGAAGACAAGACUCGUACAGACGGAGCAUCAGGCGUUGUACACACCGAGCGUCGGUGCCCAAUUGGGCCAAGACGAGGCCAUGUGCCGUCGAGCAGAUACGAGGGACAAAGGCGAUGCGAACAAUGUGAGGGGGGGCGAAGACGGGUAG
Bipolaris maydis ATCC 48331 is the source of this 417-nucleotide messenger RNA. The record is from RefSeq and is a predicted model, not a curated record. Lineage: Eukaryota; Fungi; Ascomycota; Dothideomycetes; Pleosporales; Pleosporaceae.